AUGACGGAAAACACGUGGAGCAUUUACAAGGUCAUCGGCCGUGUGAGGCGUACUAUCAACGACGGCAUCAAGAACGCACGGGUGGGACAACCGUUGGCCAGUGAAUACCAAAGACUUGCGCCCGAUCAUAACUGCCCAGUCGCCGACGACGAUGAAGCGACCACGAUCGCGCCAGACAACGGGCGCGGCAAGGCUGAAGAAGCCGGACUCGACAACAUCCAAAACCCGCGACCCUUCCGACGGCGCAGUCUGGCACGGUUCUGGCUCCUGUUCUCAGCAUCCGUCGCCACGGUGCUGCUGAUCCUGACGGCCGUCGCAACCAUCCUGCAAUCCCAGCCACAAGGCCCGAAAACAGCGACGACAACGGGCUUGCAAAAGCCCGCCAAGCUCGGCCUACACUGCGGCCGCAGCCUCGCGGAAGCGAAAGCCCAGGGCUGCGAAUUCGACCUCCUGAGCUACAGCUGGACGCCGUCGCGUUGCUACGAGCGCGACACAGACCUAGAGUUCCGUGAGUGGGUGCACCGUCCCGAGCGCCAGUUCGGCCCUUUCCCUUUCUUCAUCGACCAGAAUGCCACGGCGCAUAUCACCGACGAAGAGUCCCUGUCCUUCCGGGCCGCGCCGGGCUCGUUGGCCCACACCUCCCAGGAGGAGCACCUGGGCCACUGCAUCUUCUGGAUGAGGCGCAUCGAGCGCAUCCUCGAGGGUAAAGGCCGGUUCACGGAGAGAGGCGACGGCGUGCCCCACGCGUUGCACUGCACCAAGAGUCUGCUGGCGAGGCUCGAGGGGGAGAAUCCGAAAGAUAGGAACGAGCUGCAUGCUGUGAUUGGGGUUGGGUUCAAUACUUGCUGA
Fonsecaea multimorphosa CBS 102226 is the source of this 849-nucleotide messenger RNA. RefSeq lists its product as uncharacterized. The transcript has a single exon. The coding region runs from base 1 to 849 and encodes 282 amino acids. The record is from RefSeq and is a predicted model, not a curated record. NCBI's taxonomy places the organism in Eukaryota, Fungi, Ascomycota, Eurotiomycetes, Chaetothyriales, Herpotrichiellaceae.